This is a messenger RNA of Dryobates pubescens (Downy woodpecker), 2006 nucleotides long. RefSeq names its product sideroflexin 2 (gene SFXN2). The transcript has 12 exons. Gene Ontology annotation, molecular function: monoatomic ion transmembrane transporter activity. NCBI's taxonomy places the organism in Eukaryota, Metazoa, Chordata, Aves, Piciformes, Picidae. The record is from RefSeq and is a predicted model, not a curated record. Bases 180 to 1148 code for a protein of 322 amino acids. Gene Ontology annotation, biological process: serine import into mitochondrion; monoatomic ion transport. Gene Ontology annotation, cellular component: mitochondrial inner membrane.
GGGGAAGAUGGGUGUGGUUGUUCGGUUCCCUGUGAUUGGCUGAGAGUGGCCACGCGUCGGAGUUCGUUGGGGGACCCGUGGGCGGGAGACGGCAGGCGAGGGGUCUGGGGACUGCAGGCUCACACUCAACACAGGAUCCUCCCAAGCUGCCUUUUGCCCCUGUGCAGACCUGCACUGAAAUGGCCACUGUUCCCCUUGGCUUUAACAUCGACAUCCCACGCUGGGACCAGAGCACCUUCAUGGGGCGCCUGAAGCACUUCUUCAACAUCACUGACCCACGGACAGUGCUGGUGCCAGAGAAGGAGCUGGACCAGGCCAAGGCCAUGGUGGAAAGCUGCAGGGCCGGGCUGGUGCCACCAGGAAGCACCCAGGAGCAGCUGCUUUACGCCAAGAAACUCUACGACUCAGCCUUCCACCCUGACAGUGGUGAGAAGAUGAACCUCAUCGGGAGGAUGUCCUUCCAGGUGCCAGGGGGCAUGGCCCUCACUGGAUGCAUGCUCCAGUUCUACCGGACAGUGCCUGCUGUGGUUUUCUGGCAGUGGGUGAACCAAUCCUUCAAUGCCAUUGUCAACUACACCAAUCGCAAUGCCGCCUCCACCAUCUCACUGAGGCAGCUCGGGGUGGCUUACAUCACAGCCACUGGUACAGCCCUGGCCACUGCAGUAGGACUCAACCUUUACACCAAGCGAGCCCCGCCACUGCUGGCCCGCUGGGUCCCCUUUGCAGCCGUGGCUGCUGCAAACUGUGUCAAUAUCCCCCUGAUGCGCCAACAAGAAAUCAUCAACGGGGUCACAGUGACAGACAGGGACAACAACGAGCUUGGCCAAUCCAGGAGGGCAGCAGUGAAGGGCAUUGCACAGGUUGUGGUCUCCAGGAUCACCAUGGCGGCACCAGGCAUGAUUAUUUUGCCCAUCAUCAUGGAACGACUGGAGAAAAUCCCUUUCAUGCAGCGGAUCCGGGUUCUCCACGCACCUCUGCAGGUGCUGCUCUGUGGAGGCUUCCUCCUGUUCAUGGUGCCGGCAGCCUGCGCCCUGUUCCCACAGAGAUGCUCUCUUGCAGUGGCUGACCUUGAGCAGGAGCUGCAUGACAGUAUCAUGGCCAAGUAUGGGGACAAAGUGCCAUAUGUCUAUUUUAACAAGGGACUGUGAAUGAAGACUACCUCAUGAGCCAUCACAUCCUUCUAGUCCCCUGUGUCCACCAGCUCUGUGUGCUCUGAGCAGGGCUUAGAGGCACAGUUCAGCCACAUCUGCUCCCAAGCCCAGCACCUUCUCUGCUGCCUCCAUGCCCUGGAGAAGCAGGAUCUCACUCUGUGUGCUCAGCUUGCAGCACUUUGGCUCGUCCUGAGCCUCCUUCCAUAUGCAGCUGUCUGAGUCCUUGCCUCCCCAUAUGCCUCAUGCCCUGGGUGGUGGCUGUGUAUCCUGUGCCUUUCUCUUGCCCUGUGCAGGACAAUCUGCCAGCUUGUCCAAGCUCAUGUGGUCACUGGGCUUGGCCAUGCAAGACAUCAGGCUCUCUUCCUCAGGGCUCAGAGCACAGUCCUACCUCUGAAAGCAGAUGUCCUGCCAUUGUGCCAAGAGCCAAACCACACUGCUGCCUUAAACCACCAUAGUGGCCUCUUGCCAAGAGCUGGAUCAUGCCUUGGCAGAGGGGAAGGGACUUGUCCCCUCUGUACAGGGAGCACCCCAAAGUCCAGGGACCAAGAUUUGGACCAUGCAUUCCUUGCUCUCAGGUUCACCUUUUACUUUCCGAUUGCCACUACCUGGAAGAAAAAUAGCCAAUUGUUUUUAAGCUCCAUUUUUUGCAGUCUGCCCAUUCCCCUGAGCAGCCAGCAGUUACCCUUGUCCUGCACCUCACUGCCCCUGUGGUAGGACCAAGGACCUGCAGCUUCAGGGGGACAGUCAACUCUGGACCCUUUUGGACAGAGGGUAGGAGAUGCAGUAGCCACAAAAAUCACAAAGCUGUUGAGACAUUAGCUCAUACUCUGAAUAGCAGCACUGCAAAUGACACAG